AAAAUCAACUGAUAAAUAUACGCUCCAUAAGGGAAGGGUUUUAGACCUUAAAAAAAGGGCGUCCAACUUGUGUUCAAGAAGAUGAAUCCAUCAAUUCCCAAAGAAAUAGUCAUUCAAAUAUUCACAUGGCUUCCUGUCAAGUCCAUAAUGCGUUUCAAGUGCGUUACCAAAUUCCUUAAUUCUCUUAUUUCCGAAUCAUAUUUUACGGAUAUUCAUACAACUCACUCUAUGACCCGUCUGGGUGGAAGAAAAUACUUUUUGGAUGGAUCGGAAUUUUAUUGCACUUCUGAUCAGGAAAGGGAAGAUGUAAAAUCCUCUGCUUCCGGCGUUGUUCAAAUUCAGAGUUUUGAUGAACUCCCCUUCUAUAUCCCUGUAGGUUCUAAUUUAAGUUGCGCUAACGGUUUAUUUUGCAUUCAGAAACCUGCUGCAAUUUUAAACCCUAGUACAGGACACGUAAGAUUUCUUCCCAAACUAAAUGAUAAUUUGUCUAUGCUUUACUAUUGGUUAGGUUUUGAGCCAGAAGAAAACAAGUACAAAGUUCUUUUGACAAGAACUACUAUUAGCAAACCGUACCUAAAACACCGGGUUUUCACAUUAGGCAUAGACGAAUCAUGGAGAGAGACUCAAAGCUUCCCCUAUCAUGUUAUGUCCAAGCAUGGGAUUUGCAUCAAUGGAGUUAUCUAUAUGUUUGUUUUCCAUGAUGAACUACUUGCUAUAGAUGCAUUUGAUCUUAAAACUGAAAGUUCCAAACUUAUUGUAUUGAAGAAUGCAUCUAAGUGGUGGUAUUACGAGUUGAUAGAGGUGAAGGGUCAGCUAGCAAUCAUUGAUUAUGAAAAAUGGUCACGUGAAUAUAUCCACUUGCGGGUUUUAGGACAAAUUCAGAAAGAAGAAGAAUGGGAGAGUCAUAUCAUUCACUAUCCUUCAAUGUGGAAGCACAUACCACCACAUGUCAUAUCCGACGUCAUAUUAUCAUGCAUGGCUUGUGAUGGGCAGAUUUUAUUCAUCCUCAACUUAGAGUCAGGUAUUUUAUGCUCGUGUUAUGAUGUCACAAGACAAAGUUGGAGAAAAAUAGAAACAAAGGGGCUUCCUACGAAUCAUCGCAUCAAACGCAUUUAUAGUUACGUAGAAACACUAGUUAUGUAGAAAUUAAUUCUCUUUCCAUUUGAGAAUUUUUUGCAAUUCAUAUGUUAUUUUUAUUGCAUCAUGAUAUUAAGCAUAAUUUAGUGUCAAAUUAGUAUCUAAAUAAAAGU
This is a messenger RNA of Solanum dulcamara, 1250 nucleotides long. Its product is annotated as putative F-box protein At3g10240. Gene Ontology annotation, molecular function: protein binding. Bases 82 to 1143 code for a protein of 353 amino acids. The transcript has a single exon. The record is from RefSeq and is a predicted model, not a curated record. NCBI's taxonomy places the organism in Eukaryota, Viridiplantae, Streptophyta, Magnoliopsida, Solanales, Solanaceae.